Molecule: messenger RNA, 492 nt
Organism: Pleurotus ostreatus (oyster mushroom)
Lineage: Eukaryota; Fungi; Basidiomycota; Agaricomycetes; Agaricales; Pleurotaceae
Product: Dicer-like protein 2
Exons: 2
Coding region: 1-492 (163 amino acids)
Cellular component (GO): cytoplasm
Molecular function (GO): hydrolase activity; ATP binding; DNA binding
Source: RefSeq, a predicted model, not a curated record
AUGGCCGAUGCGACGCUUCCAGCAACGGUCGCUCUACCGUCGAAUGAGACAAGAGGCUACCAGCGGGAAAUGCUGGAAGAAAGCUUCAAAGAGAAUAUUAUCAUAGCGCUAGACACAGGAUCUGGCAAGACCCGUAUCGCGAUCUUACGAAUCAAGGCUGAAGUUGAACGCCAGCCCGUCAAGGUGUGCUGGUUCCUUGCCCCCACCGUCACCCUUUGCGAGCAACAAAAAACCGUCAUUACACAAGCGAUCCCCGGCGGCGUAGCCUUCAUAUCUGGCGCGUCAAAUCCUGACGACUGGAAAGGCCGAGUUCUCUGGGAAGGGCUGCUGUCCACACACAAGGUUGUUGUGUCCACGCCGCAAGUCCUGCUCAAUGCCCUGAGGCAUGGGUAUGUUUCCAUGGGCAAGGAUAUCAGCCUAAUCGUCUUCGAUGAAGCCCAUCACGCGGUUCGAGAGGAGCCAUAUAACCAAAUAAUGAGAGAAUUUUACUAA